AUGGCAUCCCAUAAUUUUCUUUUCUUUGGAAUCUUGAUUGCAAUUUGCUCAGUUGUUUUGGCAUCUGACCCCAGCCCUCUUCAAGAUUUUUGUGUUGCUGACCCCAAUGGCCCAGUGUUUGUAAAUGGUCAUACAUGCAAGGAUCCAAAGCUCGUAGAGGCCAAUGAUUUCUUCUUAAGUGGGCUUCACUUACCAGGCAACACAUCAAAUGCAGUAGGAUCAAGAGUGACCCCUGCAACUGUGGCUCAAAUUCCAGGACUCAACACUCUCGGAAUUUCCUUAGUUCGGGUAGACUAUGCACCGUGGGGCAUCAACCCUCCACACACACACCCUCGAGCAACUGAAAUUUUGACAGUAAUUGAAGGCACUCUUGAAGUGGGAUUUGUCACUUCCAACCCCGAAAAUAGACUCAUCAUGAAAAAGCUCGAAAAGGGUGACGUUUUUGUUUUCCCCGUGGGCCUUGUCCAUUUCCAACGUAACGUCGGAUAUACAAAUGCUGUUGCCAUUGCAGCUCUUAGCAGCCAAAACCCUGGUGUUAUUACGAUUGCAAAUGCUGUUUUUGGAUCAAAACCCGCAAUAGCGAAUGAUCUUCUUGCAAAGUCAUUUCAAGUGGAUAUUAAGACUAUUGAUUGGAUUCAGUCUAAGUUUUAAGCAGCAUGCCUGAAUUCUUGCUUGUGAACAAAUUAUGACGUAGACCAAGAUUUG
Messenger RNA from Olea europaea var. sylvestris, 705 nucleotides. Its product is annotated as putative germin-like protein 2-1. The record is from RefSeq and is a predicted model, not a curated record. Gene Ontology annotation, molecular function: manganese ion binding. Bases 1 to 651 code for a protein of 216 amino acids. NCBI's taxonomy places the organism in Eukaryota, Viridiplantae, Streptophyta, Magnoliopsida, Lamiales, Oleaceae. The transcript has 2 exons. Gene Ontology annotation, cellular component: cell wall.